GAAUAUCUCAAGAUUCUCAACCUAUAAAUCAAAUUUCGAUUAACUAAUAAUCUCAUAAUUUUCAGAAAAUCACUCUGAUAAAUUCUCUUUCUAUACAAAAAUCUUAUACCUUCUAUUGCAAGAUACGCACACCAAGUGUUCGAUCAUUUGCUUGAGAGAAAGAAAAAAAGGGAAAAAGAUUAAAGUUCCGAUCGUAAAAGAAUGACAGGGGCGCCGUUAUGUGUACAAUGUGGGACCAGAGACAACCCUUGCCGGUGCAAGUUUGUGGGUCCUACACUGGGUUUCUUGGCGUUUGUAGUGACGGCGAUUGUGGAAUGGCCGGUGGGGGCGGUGGUCUACAUAUGUAAUCACUCCAAAGGUCGUAGGAUCAUGGGUCAUCCUCUUACUACUGUUUAUCCUAAAGUUGCCAAUGCUAUUCCCAUUUAAUUUGUUGUGGCCUUGUGGGAAUUGGAGAGUGUCUCCAUUCUCAAAGGGUAAAUAGCAAAUGGCAAAUGACAAAUGACAAAUGACAAAUGGCGUAGAUUGGAUAUGAUCCCAACUUUCGAGUAUUUGGGCCCAAUUAAGAUUCUAUGUUCUUAACCAACUAAGCUAGUUAGUUGGCCGUUUGUUGAUUUAAUUAGUAAAUGUAUUUCUUGUUUGUUGUACAGCUUGAACUUGUCGUUGGAAAAAAAAAGUAGCAAGUUUCUAAGUGUGCUUAUCCUUUGUUGGAUAUUUUUAUUUGGAUUACUCCUAAUCGUGUUACACCUAUGAAUGUUUGACUCUAAAAGCGUGUGAAUGUAGUGAAAAGUGACAAUGAAAUACAACACAACAAGACGAGUUGUACGUAGACGUUUCGUUUUU
Messenger RNA from Spinacia oleracea (spinach), 840 nucleotides. RefSeq lists its product as uncharacterized. The record is from RefSeq and is a predicted model, not a curated record. The transcript has a single exon. Lineage: Eukaryota; Viridiplantae; Streptophyta; Magnoliopsida; Caryophyllales; Amaranthaceae. The coding region runs from base 202 to 426 and encodes 74 amino acids.